Molecule: messenger RNA, 3704 nt
Organism: Lucilia sericata (common green bottle fly)
Lineage: Eukaryota; Metazoa; Arthropoda; Insecta; Diptera; Calliphoridae
Gene: PIP5K59B
Product: phosphatidylinositol 4-phosphate 5-kinase type-1 alpha
Exons: 12
Coding region: 529-3411 (960 amino acids)
Biological process (GO): phosphatidylinositol metabolic process
Molecular function (GO): phosphatidylinositol kinase activity
Source: RefSeq, a predicted model, not a curated record
GACAAUUCACCAUAUAAGAAGAGUAGUAGCUCCAAGGUUUUUACAACAAUCAGUGUUAUAAUUUUUUUCAUUUUUGGUAGUAGUUGAAUUCUGUGUGAUUGUUAAGACCAGAGUGAUUAAGUAACCAACCAACAAACUAACUAACUAACCAACCUACUAAACUAAAGCAAUAAAUCAAAAUAUUUAGUGCAAAUUUUCUUCUUUUUUUGUUGUUUUGAGUGUGAUUUAAACAAGAGAAUAAAAUUAACAAAACAAAUUUUAUUAAAAUCAUAAUGUAAAAUACCAAAGAAAAAAGUAAAAUUCAAACCGAAAGCAAAGAAAAAAAAUAUAGAAAAUAAAGAAAACUACCGUUUAGUUGAUAAAUCAAUCAUCGUGUACACUAUAUAUGACAAAUAAUACUCAGCUUAUAAACAAUCUAAUUAAUUAUUAAUUAAAUAAUUACAUAUUUUAAAAAACAAUUAGGUUUUUUAUUUAAAUUUCUAAAACUAAGUGAAACAAAGUCAAAGAACUAAAGAACGGCUACAGAAAAUGGCUUCAGGUGAUGGUAUUAGCACUAUAGAUCCGGAUGUUUCCUCUACAUCUAAUACAAAAGUUACCGAAGAUGCUUUGGACUUAUCUAUAUCCGAUUCCCAAAGCAAGCAGCGCAGUAAAACCGAUAAGGAAAGAAAAAUCGGUCAUAGGCGUGUGGGAGAAGGUGGUGAGAUUACGUAUAAGAAAAUACAAACAUCACAGAUUAUGGGUUCUAUACAAUUGGGUAUACAGCAUACGGUUGGUAGUUUAGCAUCAAAACCAAAACGUGAUUUACUUAUGAUGGACUUUUGGGAAAUUGAAAGUAUAACCUUUCCUCCUGAAGGUUCUAGCCUUACGCCUGCCCACCAUUAUAGUGAAUUCAGAUAUAAAAUAUAUGCGCCUAUUGCAUUUCGUUAUUUUAGAGACUUGUUUGGCAUACAGCCGGACGAUUUUAUGAUGUCGAUGUGUUCAUCACCUUUAAGAGAACUAUCGAAUCCGGGUGCUUCCGGUUCUAUAUUUUAUCUAACACAUGAUGAUGAGUUCAUAAUUAAAACAGUUCAGCACAAGGAGGGUGAAUUUUUGCAGAAACUAUUACCAGGUUAUUAUAUGAAUUUAAAUCAAAAUCCUCGUACCCUCUUGCCGAAAUUCUUCGGUUUAUAUUGUUUGCAAACGAGUAAUGCCAAAAAUAUUCGUUUGGUUGUUAUGAACAAUUUGCUGCCUUCAUAUGUUAAGAUGCAUCUGAAAUAUGAUCUCAAAGGUUCCACUUUUAAGCGUAAAGCAAACAAGGCUGAACGAUCCAAAAAAUCACCCACAUUUAAGGACUUGGAUUUUAUGGAACAUCAUCCAAAUGGCUUACUCCUGGAAGCUGAAACAUAUUCGGCUUUAAUCAAGACCAUACAAAGAGAUUGCACGGUUUUGGAGUCAUUUAAAAUUAUGGAUUAUUCACUGCUAGUGGGUGUACAUAAUUUGGAUUUGGCUUCGAAGGAGAAGCAAAAAACCCGUAAGCCACGUAAGGCUUCGCAGUCGGAUUAUUCAGACACCGAAGAGGCGGCCAGAGCAAAUGAUCCUCAAUACGAUAAUCAGGAUGAAGAAACACAAAGCAAUAUAAAUCGCAAUAGUUUGGCCUAUAGGUCCAAUCGCCAACGUUUGGUGGCUCAUUCUACGGCCAUGGAAAGUAUACAGGCGGAAAGUGAACCCAUCGAUGAUGAAGAGGACAUGCCUCCUGGAGGUAUACCUGCACGCAGUGAAAAAGGUGAAAGACUCUUACUUUUUAUAGGUAUUAUCGAUAUUUUACAAUCAUAUCGACUGAAGAAAAAAUUAGAGCACACUUUUAAAAGUAUUAUACAUGAUGGGGAUACGGUCUCGGUGUGUCGUCCUUCAUUUUAUGCUCAAAGAUUUCAAAAUUUUAUGGCCAAAACUGUAUUUCGUAAAAUACCAUCUCUGGAUCUCCCCGAGAUCAAAGGAAAUCAUAGAAAAUUUCGUACUUUGGUAUCCAGUUACAUAGCUCUGAAACAUUCACCCUCGAAAAGAAAAAGUCUCUCGAAAGCAAUACAACGUUCCAUAGACAGUGAAAACGAGCAAAGAGAACAUAGUCAAAGCCAUGCCCACUCCACAGCGGUACAUGCCAAUAAAAAGUCACAUGCUUCGAAUAAAGCAAUGAGUGCACAUACAACUGGCGAUGAAAGAAGUUCCGGGCAUGCGGCCUCUUCAAGUUCGUCUGUAUUGAAAACUAUACAAGCUCCACCGGUAAAACAACGUUCGGCUGCUGCUUCUAGUAGUGGCUCAACACUUAAAGCCAAAGUUCCACCUCCAGUACCGCCAAGAGGAUCACCACGUAAACGUGAUAGUGAUGCUUAUCAACAACAGGAAGGCGGCUCUUCAAGAGCUCUCUCCACCACUCCAGGUAUACACUUAAACGUAAACGUCAAAAGAUUAGUGAACAAGUUUUCCAAUCCCUCGCACAAAGACACCUUAACAGUACCACACGACUCACCACUGCCUCGUUUCGGGGAGCAACGUUCGCCCAGCAAUGUGCGUGAUUGGUUAGAUUUACAUGAUCUGUUCGAGGGUGUUUCAGUUACAGAACCUCCUCCACCCCCACCACUACAACGAACUCAAACACCAAUUCAGCCCCAUAUAGAAAAUUUGAAAAAGAUACGCAAAGAUUCUGCCAUAUCUUAUACGUCUAGUAAAUAUUCCGGAGCACCUCCUCUCCAAGUAGCUGCUAUACAAAAACUAAAAUUACAGCGUAAAGAUUCGGUGAUUUCUUCGGCUUCUAGCAAUUAUUCAGCAGCAAGAUCUCGAAUAUCUCAAUCACGCCCCUUAAAUCAUAUUGAUCUCUUUCAAAGACAAAACAGUGGCCUGGUGUCGCGACGUUCUUCGGCAGCCUCCAUUGUUCAUAACUUUCCACCUAUACCUUCCGAGCACAGCGAACGUAGUAGUAUUAUACCGAAUAUAACUAACAGUAAGCUUCGUGAAACCCGUGCUAAUAAACGACGUGAAAAGCGCAUGCAAUAUCUUCGUUAUGCUGACAUGGCUUUGGCCGAUGAUAAUGACGAAGCAUACGAAGAUAAUUUGAUACAAUCUAUGCAUGCCUUUGUUGAAGUAAAACACGAACUGGAGAAUAACAAACGACCGCGUAAGCAACGUGUCGUUGUAGUUCAAGAAGAAUCAGAACCUGAAGAAUUAAAUGUAAAGAAAAAGAAUCGUAAAGCAAUUUCCUCUAAUAGUGGUGAUGUUGUUAAAAAUCCAAACAAAGUUCGCUCUACAACGAAUAAACCAGAACCCAAAAAGAGAUCCAAGAAUGUACCUUCAACUAUAUCCGAAGGCUUAGCAUCUAGUUACUCCCUUAAUCCUCUUACCCCUAGUAGACGUAGUAGCGUGUUUGAAUUUGAAUUUUAGUUAAAAUGCUUUUAUUAUUUAUUACACGCCACAACACAACACACUCCGCCAUACACAACAUAUACUACAUAUUUUCUUGUUUAACCAUUUGUCGAUCAUUUUUUAUAUACAUAUUCGUAAACGAUUCGUUUAAACAUUUUUGUUGUUUAAUACUUAUUAUUAUUAUAUAUUGUUGUUGUACUCGUACACGUUCGUAUAUAGAAAGGACCUCUUAACAAAUUAAUUUCAUGUAUUUUCUCAUUGUAUUAUCGCUAGGCACAACGCCAUCUUGCAGUUCGACACCACCCCCUGCC